AUCCGAAUCGGACCACUUGCCUGUAAUAGUAGAUAUGAAAACAUCACAUGACAUGACACGUGACAGCAAUCACGCCGAGCAUGCGCGUGCAGAGGUACACAACAUUGAGACAGAGCUAUGGGACGCUAGCCGUAAGGUGCAUCAGCUCGCGGUAUUGUCUGACACGAUGCCACUAUAUCGGGAAGUAAUGAUUCGGGCGACACUCUUGCUACUGAAUGCAAUUUGCAUAUGCAGUUCCUACAAAGAAACGAUUAACCUAGCCAGAGGCAAGCCAGCAACAGCGAGCUCUGUGAUUGGGCCCCUGCCUAGAGUUGCAACAGACGGUCUCCCAAACACUGAUUGGGGAUCUGGCAGUUGCUUUGCUGUGACCGAAGGAGACUAUCAUCCCUGGUGGCAAGUCGAUCUUGAAGCUUAUUCUGAGGUGUUUGAGGUUGCCGUGACAAGCAGGAGUGACUGUUGUCCUGAGAGACUACACGACUUCACAUUGGAGGUCUUAAGAAAGAACCCGGCCACCUCAACAAGCGCUAGGAGUGUGCUGUGUGGAACCUACAAUGGUGCGGUCACAGAACCAGGAAAGACUGCCAGUGUAAAAUGCAUUGGAUCUGUUAGAGGGCGAUAUGUCCGACUGAGGGGGACAAAGGACAGUGAAGGUGACAUCCUUCAAUUCUGUGAGGUCAAAGUUUUCGGAUCCAUUAUUGCUGAUGGCAGGUAUAAUCUGGCUAGAGGCAAGCCAGCAACAGCGAGCUCUGUGUAUUUGCCCCUGCCUAGAGUUGCAACAGACGGUCUCCCCAACACUGAUUGGGAAUCUGGCAGUUGUUUUCAUGUGGCAGUAGUAGGAGACUAUCAUCCCUGGUGGCAAGUCGAUCUUGAAGCUUAUUCUGAGGUGUUUGAGGUUGCCGUGACAAGCAGGAGUGACUGUUGUACUCGGAGACUACACGACUUCACACUGGAGGUCUUUAGAAGGAAUCCGGCCACCUCAACAGGCGCCAGGAGUGCGCUGUGUGGAACCUACAAUGGUGCGGUCACAGAACCAGGAAAGACUGCCAGUGUAAAAUGCAUCGGAUCUGUUAGAGGGCGAUAUGUCCGACUGAGUGGGACAAAGGACGGUGAAGAUGACAUCCUUCAAUUCUGUGAGGUCAAAGUUUUCGGAUCCAUUAUUGCUGAUGGCAAGCAUAAUCUGGCUAGAGGCAAGCCAGCAACAGCGAGCUCUGUGAUUGGGCCAUCGCCUAGAGCUGCAAUAGACGGUCUCCCCAACACUGAUUGGAAAUCUGGCAGUUGUUUUGCUGUGGUAGUAGGAGACGAUCAUCCCUGGUGGCAAGUCGAUCUUGAAGCUUAUUCUGAGGUGUUUGAGGUUGCCGUGACAAGCAGGAGUGACUGUUGUCCUGAAAGACUACACGACUUCACAGUGGAGGUCUUUAGGAAGAACCCGGCCACCUCAACAGGCGCUGGGAGUGCGCUGUGUGGAAUCUACAAUGGUGCGGUCACAGAACCAGGAAAGACUGCCAGUGUCGAAUGCAUCGGAUCUGUUAGAGGGCGAUAUGUCCGACUGAGGGGGACAAAGGACGGCGAAGGUGACCUUCAAUUCUGUGAGGUCAAAGUUUUCGGAUCCAUUAUUACUGAUGGCAGGUAUAAUCUGGCUAGAGGCAAGCCAGCAACAGCGAGCUCUGUGAUUGGGCCACUGCCUAGAGUUGCAACAGACGGUCUCCCCAACACUGAUUGGGAAUCUGGCAGUUGUUUUGCUGUGGCAGAAGGAGACGAUCAUCCCUGGUGGCAAGUCGAUCUUGAAGCUUAUUCUGAGGUGUUUGAGGUUGCCGUGACAAGCAGGAGUGACUGUUGUCCUGAGACACUACACGACUUCACACUGGAGGUCUUUAGAAAGAACCCGGCCACCUCAACAGGCGCUGGGAGUGCGCUGUGUGGAAUCUACAAUGGUGCGGUCACAGAACCAGGAAAGACUGCCAGUGUAAAAUGCAUCGGAUCUGUUAGAGGGCGAUAUGUCCGACUGAGGGGGACAAAGGACAGUGAAGGUGACCUCCUUCAAUUCUGUGAGGUCAAAGUUUUCGGAUCCAUUAUUACUGAUGGCAAGUAUAAUCUGGCUAGAGGCAAGCCAGCAACAGCGAGCUCUGUGAUUGGGCCACUGCCUAGAGUUGCAACAGACGGUCUCCCCAACACUGAUUGGGGAUCUGGCAGUUGUUUUGCUGUGGCAGAAGGAGACGAUCAUCCCUGGUGGCAAGUCGAUCUUGAAGCUUAUUCUGAGGUGUUUGAGGUUGCCGUGACAAGCAGGAGUGACUGUUGUCCUGAGAGACUACACGACUUCACACUGGAGGUCUUUAGAAAGAACCCGGCCACCUCAACAGGCGCUGGGAGUGCGCUGUGUGGAAUCUACAAUGGUGCGGUCACAGAACCAGGAAAGACUGCCAGUGUAAAAUGCAUCGGAUCUGUUAGAGGGCGAUAUGUCCGACUGAGGGGGACAAAGGACGGUGAAGGUGACAUCCUUCAAUUCUGUGAGGUCAAAGUGUUCGGAUCCAUUUUUGCUGAUGGCAAGUAUAAUCUGGCUAGAGGCAAGCCAGCAACAGCGAGCUCUGUGUAUGGGCCACUGCCUAGAGUUGCAACAGACGGUCUCCCCAACACUGAUUGGGAAUCUGGCAGUUGUUUUGCUGUGGCAGAAGGAGACGAUCAUCCCUGGUGGCAAGUCGAUCUUGAAGCUUAUUCUGAGGUGUUUGAGGUUGCCGUGACAAGCAGGAGUGACUGUUGUCAAGGAGACGAUCAUCCCUCGCGGCAAGUCGAUCUUGGAACUUAUUCUGAGGUCAUUGAGGUUGCCGUGACAAGCAGGAGUGACUGUUGUCCUGAGAGACUACACGACUUCACACUGGAGGUCUUCACCAAACCAGGCGCCAGGGGUGCACUGUGUGGAACCUACCAUGGUGCGUUCGCAGAACCAGGAAAGACUGUCACUGUAAAAUGUACCCGACCUAUUCAAGGGCGGUAUGUCCGAUUGAGUCGAAAAAAGAACGGUGAGGGUGACCGCCUUCAGUUUUGUGAGGUCAAGGUGUUUGGUUAUGCGUUUUAACCAAGGCUUAUAAAAGCAUGCGGACA
This is a messenger RNA of Haliotis rubra (blacklip abalone), 3096 nucleotides long. RefSeq lists its product as uncharacterized. Lineage: Eukaryota; Metazoa; Mollusca; Gastropoda; Lepetellida; Haliotidae. The record is from RefSeq and is a predicted model, not a curated record. The transcript is spliced from 17 exons. Bases 35 to 3070 code for a protein of 1011 amino acids.